Theobroma umbraticum is the source of this 4678-nucleotide messenger RNA. RefSeq names its product Tetratricopeptide repeat (TPR)-like superfamily protein (gene EMB976). Lineage: Eukaryota; Viridiplantae; Streptophyta; Magnoliopsida; Malvales; Malvaceae. Gene Ontology annotation, molecular function: mRNA binding; protein binding. Gene Ontology annotation, cellular component: chloroplast. Gene Ontology annotation, biological process: mitochondria-nucleus signaling pathway; chloroplast-nucleus signaling pathway. The record is from RefSeq and is a predicted model, not a curated record.
ACUAACCUUUGAACCUUCACUCCGGACAGAGUAACUUAACUGACUGAACUGCUUCUUUUCCCUGGAAACAAACAGAAAACAGCGUCCCCCCAUUUUCCCUGAAACCAAACUCACUUAACGAAUGGACUCCCUCAAGUCUACCUUCCUCUCCAGCACAACCCAUCUCUACCCUUCAUUUCCCCUCUCAAAACUGCCCACAACGAACCCCAAAAUCCCCGUACACUCCUCAAUCCAUCCGGACCCGUUUACCCUCAGCGACGGCAACCCAACACAACCGAAACCCAAAUCCAGAAACCCAAAAAGACCCCUCUCCGACGACAACGCUCGUCGAAUUAUAAACAAAAAGGCCCAAUAUUUGAGCGUGUUGAGGCGUAACCAAGGGCCACGCGCCAUGACUCCGAAAUGGAUAAAGAGAACGCCUGAGCAGAUGGUAAACUAUUUGGAAGAUGAGAGGAAUGGGGAGUUGUAUGGGAAGCAUGUCGUGGCGGCAAUAAAGGCGGUGAGAGGGAUGGGAGAGAGGAAAGAAGGGGAAGUUGAUGUGAGGAGGGUGAUGGGGAGUUUUGUUGGGAAGUUGAGCUUCAGGGAAAUGUGUGUGGUUUUGAAAGAACAGAAGAAUUGGAGGCAGGUUAGGGAUUUCUUUGCUUGGAUGAAGUUGCAGUUAUGCUAUCGCCCGAGUGCUAUUGUUUAUACAAUUGUUUUGCGUGCUUAUGGACAAGUUGGGAAAAUCAAACUGGCUGAACAGACCUUCCUGGAGAUGCUUGAAGCAGGAUGUGAACCUGAUGAAGUUGCUUGUGGUACCAUGUUGUGUACAUAUGCUAGAUGGGGGCGUCACAAGGCUAUGUUGUCCUUUUAUUCUGCCGUUCAAGAAAGGGAAAUUACACUCUCAACUGCUGUUUACAAUUUUAUGCUGUCUUCUUUGCAGAAGAAAUCACUCCAUGAAAAGGUCAAAGAUUUAUGGAGGCAAAUGGUGGAUAAAGGGGUGGCAGCUAAUAGGUUCACUUAUACUGUAGUAAUCAACUCACUUGUUAAAGGGGGGCCUUUUGAAGAGGCUCUCAAGACUUUUGAUGAGAUGAAGAAACAUGACUUUGUCCCUGAGGAAGCAACUUAUAGCCUGCUUAUUAGUUCACAAACUAAAGAUGGUAACUGGCAGGAUGCACUAAGAUUAUAUGAAGAUAUGAGAUCCAGGGGAAUAGUUCCAAGCAAUUACACAUGUGCAUCACUUUUAACUUUGUAUUAUAAGAAUGAAGAUUAUUCAAAAGCUCUAUCUCUUUUUACAGAGAUGGAAAGAAAUAAAAUUGGAGCCGAUGAAGUUAUAUAUGGCUUGCUUAUUAGAAUAUAUGGAAAACUUGGGCUUUAUGAGGAUGCGCUGAGAACAUUUGAAGAGAUUGAGCGGCUUGGUCUACUUAGUGAUGAGAAAACAUAUUUAGCAAUGGCGCAAGUCCAUCUUAAUUCAGGAAAUGCUGAGAAAGCUCUGGCUGUUAUUCAAAUAAUGAAGUCUAGAAACAUUUGGUUCUCAAGAUUCGCUUAUAUUGUUUCAUUGCAAUGUUAUGUCAUGAGUGAAGAUCUGGAUUCCGCUGAAGCUACAUUUCAGGCUCUAGCUAAGACUGGACUUCCAGAUACUGGUUCUUGCAAUGACAUGCUCAGACUGUAUAUAAGACUCAACUUGACUGAAAGGGCCAAGAAUUUUAUUGUCUGGAUAAGGAAAGAUCAAGUAGUUUUUGAUGAGGAGCUUUAUAGGGCAGUUGUAAGAAUAUAUUGCAAGGAGGGAAUGCUAGAAGAAAUUGAGCAAUUGACUAAAGAGAUGGGCACUAAUGAUUCAUACAAAGAUAACAAGUUUAUUCAAACAUUUUUUAGAGCUAUGUGUGGAGAAUACAUGGAAAAUCAGAAAGUUAAAGUCAAUGUGGCCUCCAACCAACUUGACACCACAGCUCUUGGAUACUUACUUAGGCUCUAUCUGGAAUGUAAGGAUUUUGGUAAGACGGAGGAAAUAUUGAAGUUGUUGCUUGAGACUGCCAAUAGCAUGUCUGCAUUGACUCAACUUGCUAGCAACUUAAUGAAAGAAGGUGAUAUAUCCAAAGCAAAAGCUCUUAAUGAUCAAGUGGUCAAGCUAAGUUGCAGUGGGGAUGAUGCAACAAUUGCAUCUAUGAUUGGUCUAUAUGGGAAGGAACAGAACCUAAAACAGGCCCAAGAUGUCUUCACUGCAGUUGCAGAUUCUUCCACUUGUGGGAAAUUGAUAUAUAACUCAAUGAUUGAUGCAUAUGUUAAAUGUGGUAAACCUGAGGCGGCAUAUUCACUGUUCAAGGAAGCAAUCAAGAAAGGGCAUGAUCUGGGUGCUGUUGCCAUCAGCAAAGUUGUCUACUCUUUGACUAAUUUUGGAAAACAUCAAGAGGCAGAAGAGUUGAUACGUGUUAGUUUUCAGGAUAAUUUGGGACUUGAUACUGUGGCAUACAAUACAUUUAUCAAGGCAAUGCUAGAAGCAGGUAAAUUACGUUUUGCAACCAGCAUUUAUGAGCGUAUGCUUUCCAUGGGAGUUACUCCAUCAAUUCAGACAUACAACACAUUGAUUAGUGUCUAUGGACGAGGUCGUAAGCUGGACAAGGCAGUUGAGACCUUCAACAUGGCUCGCAACUUGGGUGUAGCUUUGGAUGAGAAGGCAUAUAUGAAUCUUAUCUGCUAUUAUGGGAAGGCUGGUAAGAGGGAUGAAGCUUCCUCAUUGUUCAGUAAAAUGCAAGAAGAAGGGAUAAACCCAGGAAUGGCAAGCUACAAUAUUAUGAUGAAUAUAUAUGCCAGGGCUGGACUAUGUGAUGAAGUUGAGAAACUUUUUGAAGCCAUGCAGAGAGAUGGUUGCUCGCCUGACUCCUUCACCUAUCUUUCCCUUGUUCAGGCUUAUACUGAGUGUUUGAAAUAUGCAGAAGCAGAGCAAACUAUAAAAUCUAUGCAAAAAAAGGGCAUCUCCCCAACCUGUGAUCAUUUUAAUCACUUACUGUGUGCUUUUGCAAAAGUAGGGAUGACAAGGGAAGCAGAGAGGGUUUAUAGGGAACUAGUAACAGCUGGCCUAAGUCCUGACCUGGCAUGUUAUCGCACCAUGCUGAGAGGUUACAUUGACUAUGGAUUGGUGGAAGAAGGCAUAGACUUUUUUGAGCAGAUCAGGGAUACUGCAGAGCCAGAUAGGUUUAUCAUGAGUGCAGCUGUGCAUAUUUACAAGCAUGUGGGAAAGGAAACUGAAGCUAAAAGUAUCCUGGAUUCCAUGAAUAAUUUAGAGAUCCCAUUUUUGGAAAGCCUUAAAGUUGGAUCCAAGAUGAAAGUCCCUUGAUCUUUAAGAGUAUCAUUUUAGCACGACGCAUUGGAUUCUGAUAUUCAUUUCUCGUUGACACCUAGCUUACUUCUUCUUUGGAAGAAGGCCAUUAAUUACCAGUGUGUGAUAUUUGUCACUGUGCUGACUUAAAGGAAUGACUUCUGUCCUGGACAUUGUUGCUCCAUAUUGAGUAAGUGAUAUGUGGCUUUGACAAAGUGAGCUAAAAGAAUGACUUGGUUGAAGUUGAGAUUGCUGCUUAAUCAUUCCAUUGUCAUGAAGCAUCAUUGGUAUGGACAUUGUAGUCUCAGGCAAUUGCAGGUCUCCUUUUAAAACUACCUUUACAACUAUUUUGGAACAGCAUCAGGUUAGCUUCAAUAAACAGUGUUAAUCUGCUCCUUCGAGUUGUCAAGUGUUGUGCUUCUUGAAGAUAUGGUUUAGGUAGCUGAGUUUAUUGAUCUAUGCUAUUUGAGGGUCUUGCUGCUGAAUCAAAACACUCAAAAGAAAGCUAAAUGUCUUGUUUCAGUUCAUUCUAAGGUCUGAUGAAGAAAGAUUCUUUGUUGCCUUCUCCACGAACCUCUAGAGGUCAAACAGAGCUGGCAGCCGCCCCUGCUCAAUGGAGGGAAGUUCUGGUUGGUGAUUUAAUAAAGUGAGGGGGGAAGGGGUUAAAGUAAUUAAGGAAGGGUAAUGUAUCAAAAAACUAGUUUUGGUGAUCAACUUUAUCAAAAAAUCAGUUUUUACCUUGCAAAAUGGGACAUCAUUGUCAAUUUGUAAGCUCAUAUUUAGGCGAUAGAAGUUCAAAAUGUCUUUCCUUUCAGGGGUUUAUCUUUGAUUUUGUUAUGGCAUAUACAUGUUACUUGAUGUGUUACCUUCUUAAUUUAAUAAAAUUAUUUGAGUUUUAUCUCUUGCUGAAGAAAGGGAUGGUGCUAAUGAUGCAUGAAAUUAUUAGUAGUACUAACCGGGUUGAUACUCUUGCUUACUUAUUGCUUUAACUAGUCAAAGAACAAAGGUAUUAUCUGUUCUAAAAGUAGGUUGAGACAAGUUGAUUCUAAAAGUAGGUUGAGACAAGUUGACCCACUGUCUCCUUUCCUUUUAUUUUUUGUCAAAACAUUUGUUCUUCCGUGCUUCCUAUCUUAAGCUGAAGCAGAGAACAAAAUGCAGGGAAAUUGUUUGAAGUAGGGGAGGAUUAAAACUUGAAAUUCACUAAUCUGCGGCUUGCAGGUGAUAGUGUCUGGACUUAUGUAAAAGAUUUGGGGAUGGACAUGUGCUUGAAAAGAUGCAGAGCAAGUUGGCAGGGUGGAUAGGAUAUAUUGCAUAACACCACACAACACGACAAAGAUGGAUCUGAGGAAAUCCUAUCACAGCAUCAUAUGCAUUUGCUUAUAA